Molecule: messenger RNA, 4377 nt
Organism: Labrus bergylta (ballan wrasse)
Lineage: Eukaryota; Metazoa; Chordata; Actinopteri; Labriformes; Labridae
Gene: fhdc1
Product: FH2 domain containing 1
Source: RefSeq, a predicted model, not a curated record
AACAUUAGAGCUCAUAUGGUGGCGUCUAUUCCCUGUAAUGCUUGUUAUGAGUUUUCCAUCCACAACCAAUGAGCCAGAGAGCUGCAGCAGUGAGGGAAGCAGCUGCACCACCUCUUCUGUCACCACCUCCGACCUGUCCUCUAUGUCCGCACACACUCACGCCAACAUACCUUCCCUCAGCGAUGACCCCGACACCUCCAGCCACAAAGCUCCCCCACCUCCUCCCCUUCCACCCCCACUUCCUCCAGAUGUGCCUCCUCCUCCUCCACCUCCCGCAAUCACAUCCAGCAACCAGAACACAAGAAAGAAGCGCCGUGUCCGCAGCUUCUUCUGGAAGCCAAUACCUGAGGAGAGGGUCAGAGAAAAGCCGAACAUCUGGACUCUGGCAGUGCGGCAGCAGCAAUACCAGAUUGAUGUUCGGUCAGUGGAGGAGCUGUUUGGGCAGCAGGAGGAUGCGUCUUCGGGAGUACGUGGGCCGACGCCGGCUACAGGGACCUCGACACGUGUGUCCCGGGCCCGCUCCUUCAAGGAGAGCAGCAAGGAGGACGUCAGUAUUCUUGACUCCAAAAGGGGGAUGAAUGUGGGCAUUUUCCUGAAGCAGUUCAAGAAGUCCAACAGCUCUAUUGUUGAGGACAUACGACAAGGAGAAGGAAAGAAUUACGGAGCAGAGCUGCUCAAAGACCUGCUGAGGCUCCUGCCAGACGCAGAGGAGAUCAAGAAGCUCCAGUCGUUUCAAGGAGACCCAGACAAGCUGACACUGGUCGAUUCCUUUAUGUUCCUCUUGAUCCAGGUGCCUCGGUUUGAGGUUCGGAUCGAGGCCAUGGUGCUUCAUGAAGAGUUCUUCCCUUCUUGUAAUGUCAUGAGCAAUGAGAUCGAUGUUGUCCGUGUUGCCACUAAAGAUCUGAUGAACUGUGAGGAGCUUCAUGCUAUUCUGCAUUUGGUGCUGCAGGCCGGAAACAUCCUGAACGCUGGUGGCUACGCAGGAAACGCUGCUGGUUUCAAGUUGUCAUCUCUCCUCUCAUUAGCUGACACUAAGGCAAACAAGCCAGGGAUGAACCUGUUGCACUUUGUCGCCAUGGAGGCAAAGAAAAAGGACGAGAAUCUGCUCAGGUUUCCAGAGAAACUCCAGGAUGUCCAGAGAGCAUCCAGGGUCUCAGUGGAAAACAUUGAGGUGGAGUUUUCCUCUCUAUAUGUUCGGAUUAAAUCUCUGGAGGAGAAAAUUCAAGGAGACCAGGAGCUGCUGCAGCAGCUGGAACCCUUUCUGCAGAGUUCAACACAGAGGCUUCAGGACUUGAAGAGACGCAGGCUGGAUCUGCGUAAAGAGGGAAACGCUCUCAUCGAUUUCUUUUGUGAAGACAAGGACACCUUCAAGCUGGAUGAGUGCUUCCGCAUCUUUCAAGACUUCUGCAUUAAGUUCAAGAAAGCUGUCAAGGACAACAUGGAUCGUGAGUUGAAGGAAGCAGCCAGAGAGCGUCGUCUGAGGGAGUUGGAGGAAAAGCGUUUCGCUUGGUCAGGUGCAGAUCAGAGUUUUGGUCGGAGCAGCAGCGAGAAUGACGUGGAGAUGCUCACUAAGGAAGGUCUGCUGGACUUUUUUCAGCAGAGGUCUGAGAGUCCGCACAGCCCAAUGGGACGCUCUGCCAGCGCCCGUCGCCACCGGCACACCAUGACCUCUAUAGCAGACAGAGAACUCAAAGGUUACCUGGAGAUAUUUGGUGGCUCUGGGAAUCCCUCUGACUAUUCCAAAUUUAACAGCCUACCUCGGACAGGCCGCACAGUGCAGCGGAGGACAAUCCCCUGGAUCUCAGCUCAGGAUGACAACCGAGAGUUGGACCGCGACAGAACGGUGCGAUCUCCACAUGCAGAAACUGAGCUUAUCAGCCCACUGGCAGUGUUUUCUUCCCCUGGUCCAUAUGAUAACGAUCCUUACAGCAUCAACAAUAAUAAAUACUCUUCAUUGUCUGAGAGCAGCGCCCUGCCUCGUUCAUUUUCUGUCUUUCAAAAGCCUGUCAAUCUUCCUAAUCCAACCAUUUCCAGCCACAUGAAUGUUAGUGUGGAGAAGCACACUUUGGUUCCAGGUCCUCAAGCUUUUGACCUACCAAGCCCAAACAAUAACAGCAAUCAUAUGAACUUUGUGAACCAUGGGGAUGUCGUGGUGACUGAUUUAGAAAGGGAGCAACGAAGACUUCCCUUAAGGCUUGACAACCUUGUACGUAAUAGAGUUUUGGAAAGAGGCGCAGAUGCCAAGGCGGCCUUGGAAGGCACAUUAGAUCUUCAUCAGCAGGUUGGUAUCUCUCCUGAGAGAGAAAAAGAAGAAGAAGACCACAGUACAUUGUCAUCAACAACAUGCGAUACCCCCCUCCCUCUAGAUACCUCUGCAUCAAAACAGAAACCAGUGUUUUAUAUUGUAGACUGCUCGGAAACAGACUGCUCUGUCACCUUUGAUUACUCUGAGACUGAAAGUUCAUUUCUAAUGAAAGAGGGACUUCAUUUCAGAAGCAAAGAACAGGAGAACCAGCAGGAUCCAAGCUCCCUGUCCUCUAAUUUGGACUACAUGUCUCCCAAUGACCAGCCUGUUUCAGAGCUCAAAUGUGUGGAUGCAGCAUCCAUGACUCCGUCUGCUACCACAGAGGAGUGGGACACUGAGAGCUGCGACACUGCUGAGGGAAAACCAAGUUCUGUGAGAGACACUCAGAGAAACAGCAGAAAACCAGCUCAUACCAAGAGCAAAGCUGGCAAAGCAACCAAAUCUAGCGGAGGUCAUGGUGUGCGGACACUUACCAGCACAGAGAACCUGAGCAUGCGGAAAGUUCUACCCAUCUCUAAGAUAACAAGAACAGGGAGCAUCAAAAGAGCCGAGAGACCUUCAGCGCAUGACAGUGGAGAAUCACAACGUCCUCUUCGGGACCAGAGCACUCCACCGAGAGGAAGGAGUGAAAAGACCACGAGACCUCUUCGACACUCCAGCCUUCCUCCUGAUGAGUCAAAAGCUCAGAGGGGAAGUAGCCUGACAGGCACCUUUUCAAGAUGGGCAAACGAUGCAACUCAGAAAAAGGCUUCUGUCCAUAAGCCGAGCACAAAACCAGUGAGGAACAUCCCUAAGCCUCCACCUGAGGAGAAGAUGUGCCGUUCCACCAUGAGAGCGCUGGCUCAGGCUCAGGCUCAGGCUCAGGCUCAAGCCCAGACACAGGCUGGAGCUUCUUCAGAGAACAGCAGCUGUAACACUCUCAGUGCAAGAAACAACUCUGAUGUACCGAGCUUUGCCCGCAACACCGUCGCUUCCACUACCAGGACAAAGAAAGAGCUGGGGGUGCCGUCCAUCCCAACCACUCCGGUUGGCACCCCUUCCAUUCUCAAUCGACAUACCUCUGUGAAGCAAACAAGGUUCUCGCCAUCAGUUGCUAAUGGCGAGGAGCGCCCACAAGGGACAAACCUGCGACGAGUACAAAGUGUGAAAGUAUCCAGGAGCAGUGCCUUUGUCAGCGAGACUCCGCCACCACUCCCCACACGUGAAGAUAUCCGAAAGACUACUAACGCUUUGGAAAAGGCUGUCCCGUCUAAAGACUCUAUGACGCCCAGCAGAAGUACUAAACCAACCUGGAAAUAAAACAAACUUGGUGGAUACUGACUUUAAAAGACAAACAGAAAAAGAGCCUUUUCCUUGACUUGAUGUAUAUAAAUAUUUGCUCUUUUAUCACAUCAAAGUGCACUCUUAUGCUCUCAUAUCAUGCAAAAGACAAGAAUCUAGAAAAAUCACAUUAAGCUUUUCUUACCCUGUAAGGUUCCCUAAGUAGCUGACUAUCAGGUUUAUGAAAUGCAAAGAGCAACAUGCACUGAACUGCCCAACAUGUUCCAGCUUUGGAACAAAAAAAAGUUGUUGUUCCCAGCUCAUUUUGUUGUUUUCCAGGGUUUGGGGUUAAACUAAACUGACAAAUGGCAAAUGUAUUUUUCUUUGCCUGCUUAGCUGUCUAUUUACAGCACAUGCUUAUGUCUGUGAUGGACGUCAGUGUUGAACACUACUGACUAUACAAUGCUGCUAGUUAGCUCUGACAACUAGAGACUGAGUUUCAGUCUCUCUUUCAUUCAGGUUUACACGUUAUUGUACCUUUACUUGCUGCUGUUAUGGUGUAUUUUCUUUGUGUGGCAGUCUACUGUAGAGUAUCGCUCUAUUUUUGCGUCUUUUUUUUUCUUUUUGCUUGUUACCUCAGAGAUCGCAGUGGCCUUGUCCCAGCAGGAAAAUGUAAAAAAAAAAAAAACGUUAAUUUGACAGUUAAAAUCAUAUGACCUGGUCAAAAACUGCAAUGUCACUUUUAUAUAUACCUGAUACAUUAAUGUUACUACAAUAUAUAAUGUCACAGAUUAUAAACCAGUGUAUUCCAA